Messenger RNA from Acomys russatus (golden spiny mouse), 551 nucleotides. RefSeq names its product RNA polymerase II, I and III subunit L (gene Polr2l). The coding region runs from base 167 to 370 and encodes 67 amino acids. Gene Ontology annotation, biological process: transcription by RNA polymerase I; transcription by RNA polymerase II; tRNA transcription by RNA polymerase III. Gene Ontology annotation, cellular component: RNA polymerase I complex; RNA polymerase III complex; RNA polymerase II, core complex. NCBI's taxonomy places the organism in Eukaryota, Metazoa, Chordata, Mammalia, Rodentia, Muridae. The record is from RefSeq and is a predicted model, not a curated record. Gene Ontology annotation, molecular function: zinc ion binding; DNA-directed RNA polymerase activity; DNA binding. The transcript has 3 exons.
GCGCCGCGGACUUUUCGGCCUUGCUCGGACGCCGUAGCGCCGGGUUGUACCACCACGGCGACAGGGGGGCUAUUGGGAUGCUGCAACGGGAGGGCCGGGUCUAGGAGCACGGAGUGGGGGCGAGCAGAGAACACCGCUGCUUAAGGCUUGCACGCCAGACGCCGCCAUGAUCAUCCCGGUUCGCUGCUUCACCUGCGGGAAGAUCGUCGGCAACAAAUGGGAAGCCUACCUGGGUCUGCUGCAGGCCGAGUACACCGAGGGAGACGCCCUGGACGCUCUGGGCCUGAAGCGCUACUGCUGCCGCCGCAUGCUGCUGGCACAUGUGGACCUGAUUGAAAAGCUGCUGAACUACGCGCCCCUAGAGAAAUGACUGCUGAGCUUCCCCUCCUCUGCCACUGACCACGGGCACUCUGCUGAAUUCAAACUGAGGUGUUGGGGAGGUGGGUGCAGGGCCUGGCUAUGGCCCCGUGGUUAAGUCCCCUCGCCCUGGAAGGAACUGUUCAGUAAAGACUUUGGCAGAACCACCAACUGGUCAAAUCUGUAAGGUUCUC